AUGAAGGACUCAGAAAUAUUGAGUAUGUUAAAUGGCAUAACUGAUGACCAAGCUGAGUAUUCAGAUAUCGGAGGGGACAGUGAUGCUGAAGACUGUUUACCUAUUGAAGUAAGUGUGAAUAGUUCAGUGACAAGAUCACUGAAUUCAUCUGGCCACAGUAGUACUCCGCAGGCACACAAUGUCGAAUCUCCAUUUACACCAAGUCCUAGCUCAUCUGUGUCUCUAAACCAAAAUUUAAGGCCUAAAAGAGCAAGACGAGUUCUUUUAGAACAGAUACCUAAUACAAGUUCAAGUGAUGACAUGGAUGAUCCAGACAAAGAUCCUGAUGUAUGUUUUUUACCUCUUGCCCCAAUUUCUGAUACCUCAAGUUCAGAUGAUGAUGAUGCCACUGAAAAUCCACAGAUAGAAAAUUCAAAUUUCAAAUGGUCCAAAAAUGUUAAUGAGUCUAAUUUAUAUGCUGCACAGUCAAACACUGAAUUAAAUUUAAGUGUUCCUGAAUUACAAGCAUUUAUAGGAAUUCUUAUUAUAAUGGGUUUUAAUCGUUUACCUAGUAUGAGAUUAUAUUGGUCGGAUGAUGAAAACUUUCAUAGUAAAAGAAUUGCAGACAUUAUGCCAGUUAAAAGAUUUUUAAAAAUAAUAAGGUUUUUGCACUUGAAUGAUAAUACUAAAAUGUUACCUAGAAGUUCCUUAGAAUUUGAUCGGCUAUAUAAAAUAAGACCCAUGAUAAAACAUCUAAAUACUGUUUUCCCUGAAAUGUUUUCGCCUUCACGUUUCAUGUCAGUUGAUGAAAGCAUGAUUGCAUUUACUGGCAGAACUACUAUGAAGCAAUACAUGCCCCUCAAACCAAUUAAACGCGGUUUUAAAGUUUGGGUUCUAGCUUGUUCUGUUACUGGAUACAUGUAUUCAUUUGAUAUAUAUACUGGGAAAGCACCUGGGGGUGAAACAACUUUAGGCCUAGGUGAGAAAGUUGUACUAUUAUUGACUCAUGCAUUAGAAGGCCUAGGUUAUUGUAUUUUUUUUUGA
This is a messenger RNA of Acyrthosiphon pisum (pea aphid), 1023 nucleotides long. Its product is annotated as piggyBac transposable element-derived protein 4-like. Lineage: Eukaryota; Metazoa; Arthropoda; Insecta; Hemiptera; Aphididae. The transcript is spliced from 2 exons. Bases 1 to 1023 code for a protein of 340 amino acids. The record is from RefSeq and is a predicted model, not a curated record.